CACUUAGGCUCCGCCUCUUUAAUUUCAUCAUGGCGGCCGCCAGGAGAAAUAAGCGCGUGGCAGCUUCUCAGCCAGGGUUUUUGUCCUUUAAAUCGGAUCAAGAUGGAAACAACGCGGAUACCAAACGGAGAAAACGCGUGAAUAAAAACAAGAAAAAGAGCUGGAACAAAUUCAGUGAUAUUCACGAUGUGGAGGAGUUUCUGGAUGAUGUUCGGCUUCAGGAGAGAGCCACAGGGGGAUUGAUAUCGGAAAAAACGGACGAAAGCCUCUUCUUUGUAGACACUGGUGAAAAUGACAAAAGCGCUCAACCAGUAGAGACAACAGUUACAACGUCUAAAAAAUCAAAGCCACUGCGGAUAGAUCUGAUUCUUCAGCCUGACACUCGCAUACCUGCACCAAAAAACAUAUUAGCCUACCAGCAGCCCAAUGCUAAAAAGCAGCGACGCACAGCAGAGAAAGCAGCUAAGUUGGCAGCCAUUGGCAUCGUGUCACGAAGGGAAAAACUUCUUCAACUUCGUAGGGCUGCGGCGGCCGCUGGAGGGCCUGUUAAAGAAAAACCUGUGGCCAAUAACAAUCCAGAAAGAGAUUUUUAUGACCUAUGGAGUGCUGGCCCACCAGAGACCGCUGAUCCCUUCUACCUCGAACAGACUAAAAAGAAGCUUGUCAAGAGACCAAAUAAACUGAAUGAGAAGCCUUCGAUUCUUCCGGCGAUUGAGGUUAUUGCUCCCGGAGGUUCAUACAACCCAGAUUUCUUUUCUCAUCAGGAGCUGCUCCGUGAGGCCCAUGAGGUGGAGGUCAAGAAGGUAAAGGCGGAGGAAAGAUUGCAGCGACAGUUGGCUGUGAAUGAAGAACCUGCAACUGAGGAGAGCACCUUUAAGGAGCAGGUGGAGGGAUUGAUUGAAGAGGAAGAGGAUGAGACGGGACAGGAGCAGUCGGAGGAGGUUACUGAAGAUGCAGCGCUUGGGCCAUCUGCAACUCAAGAAAAGAAAACUGAAAGACAAAGAAAAAGACAGAAAGCAGAAAGGAUCAAGGAGUUACAGAAAAAGGCAGAGCGACAGGCGAUUGACAGACAACAACAGCUGUUCCAGCUCCGAUCUAUCCACGCCAACCUGAAAAAACAGGAACAGAAGACAAAGAUGAAACAAGUUCAACGCAAGGCCCGGCAGGAGGCGCAGAAAAGCUUGCCACGCCGACUCGGCAGACUCAAGUUCCAGGUUCCUGAUCUGGAUGUGCAGUUGAGCGAUGAGCUUGCCAGCUCUCUUCGCAGUCUAAAGCCAGAGGGCAGCAUCCUCAAAGACAGAUUUAAGAGCCUUCAGAAGAGAAACCUGAUUGAGCCCAGAGAGAGGGUCAAGUUUAAUAGGAGGCUCAAGGUGAAGUACACAGAAAAAAGAGCCUUCAAGGCGAUCGAGUGACCGGACAUGGUUGCAAUACUCGUGCAAGCAUCCUACGAUGUAGCUGACUAUGGGUUAAACGAUGGGACGAAAUGAUAUUUUGAUCACAUCAAAAUAAUAAAAAAAUCAGAUUCCAAAACUA
Messenger RNA from Misgurnus anguillicaudatus (oriental weatherfish), 1533 nucleotides. RefSeq names its product NOP53 ribosome biogenesis factor (gene nop53). The record is from RefSeq and is a predicted model, not a curated record. Gene Ontology annotation, molecular function: 5S rRNA binding. Gene Ontology annotation, cellular component: nucleolus. Lineage: Eukaryota; Metazoa; Chordata; Actinopteri; Cypriniformes; Cobitidae. Gene Ontology annotation, biological process: ribosomal large subunit assembly; rRNA processing.